Limulus polyphemus (Atlantic horseshoe crab) is the source of this 681-nucleotide messenger RNA. Its product is annotated as apolipoprotein D-like. The record is from RefSeq and is a predicted model, not a curated record. Gene Ontology annotation, molecular function: retinol transmembrane transporter activity; retinoid binding. Lineage: Eukaryota; Metazoa; Arthropoda; Merostomata; Xiphosura; Limulidae. The coding region runs from base 1 to 681 and encodes 226 amino acids. The transcript has 4 exons.
AUGAACGGGGUUCGACUAGUCUUUGUUGUUUUUCUUUAUGUUUCAGCCUCUCUUCAUAUAGUAUGUGGACGUGUAUUCAAACUAGGAUCUUGUCCUAACGUAGAAGUUCAGGAAAAUUUUAAUCUGAACAAGUUUAUUGGACAAUGGUACGUCAUUCAGAGAUUUCAGUCAUCCAGCCAAUGCCUGACCCAGAACAUAACCGUGGAAGACGGAGAUUACUACCUGUCUGAGAAUGGACAAUUACUCAGUAGUGACUUGCUCGGAAUAAAUCAAGUAUCCACACACGAAGGGAAGCUCCUUGUACCUAAGAAAGACUCUCCAUCAAAGAUGGUGGUGGAUUUUCCUCUGACCUUUAUAACGAAAUCUUUUAUGACAAAUAUUUCAGAUCCGUUUGGUAAAGUAAAUUACUGGGUUAUGAUGACAGAUUAUGAUAAUUAUGCCGCAAUUUGGUCUUGUCGGAGAAUGCUGCUUGGACACCUCCAAAAUGCAGAAAUUCUGAGUCGUAGCCCAACACUGGACAAGCUCAUUAUAAACAAGAUCCGUGGCCGUUUUGAGAACUAUGGGAUCGACGAACAUAACUUCAGCGUCAUAGACCAGAAAGACUGUCGAGACAAGAAGAAGAGAAACGGGGUUGGAAUAUCUUUGUUCCUGGAUAAUAUCUUCGGAAGACUCAGGAUCUGA